Messenger RNA from Aspergillus fumigatus Af293, 1497 nucleotides. RefSeq names its product putative iron-sulfur cluster-binding protein. Gene Ontology annotation, molecular function: 2 iron, 2 sulfur cluster binding. NCBI's taxonomy places the organism in Eukaryota, Fungi, Ascomycota, Eurotiomycetes, Eurotiales, Aspergillaceae. The record is from RefSeq and is a predicted model, not a curated record.
AUGGAGGCUCUGACCCCGCCUACACUAACACUUGUAACACUGUUGACUGCCUUCUUCUUCCUAUAUCGAGCCUGGCUCCGUGCGGUAUACCCGAAGACGCCCCUCAUAGGACGAUCUGAGUUAUUCCUUCACGUCCCAGAAGCCGACAACACGCAAGCUGUCUCCAAGGAAUCGGAUUUUCCUGAGAACUGGCUGAAUAGCAAUGAUAUCUUUGAACUCGAACGGCGCGCGGUGUUCAGCAAGGUAAGCCCGAACAGACAUGCUCAGGGUUCGAAAUUCACACCUCCUAACCCUUGUGGAUCACAGUCAUGGCUGUAUCUUUCUCACCGCAGCCAGUUCACGAAACCUGGCGAUUAUCAGUCCUUCGAAGUGGCCGGCUUCCCCAUCUUCCUCAUCCUGGGCAAAGAUGGUGAGAUUAGAGCUUUCCACAAUGUUUGUCGCCAUAGAGCGUACACGGUAGCGAAUAAAGAGCGAGGAAGUUCUACCGUUCUCGGAUGUCGCUACCAUGGCUGGAGCUACAACACGAAAGGCGAGCUUAUCAAAGCCCCUCAUUUUGAACAAAUACUUGGUUUCGAUAAAUCACAGAAUGGUUUGUUUGCUAUUCAUGUUCAGCAGAGCACCGACGGCUUCAUCUUUGUAAAUCUCGAAGCCGAUGCGCCAGGGGAGCUGCUGGAGACCGACCGUCUGGUGGACUUCGUGAAAUGUAAUGGGCCUAUACCUCAGUCACGGUGGAUUGGGGGCAGGGCUAUCGAAGGCGUGUUCAAUUGGAAAAUGGCUAUCGUAUCUGAGAGGCAGUUCAGUAGUGCUGUAAUACUGCCCGAACUUGCGCGACUUGUGCCCUCACCCCUGUUGGCAAGAGUUAAGCAUUAUUUGAACGGGAAGACUGCAGGAGACCCUGAUGUUCUGAUAUUUCCCAAUGUCUCGUUUCAUAUCAUUAAGGAUACCAAGUAUUGGUACUCUCUCAGCUUCCAUCCAGCGUCUGAGCGAAAGACGCUGGUUCGAUAUGAUCUGUAUUGCUUCCAGAACACGGAUGGCGAUGUCAAUUCUCAGUUGAUUUCAGCUAAGCUCAUUGAGAUGAUAACGGAACAGGUUGCCGAAUUGGAGAGCCAGUAUCAGUUACGAGUCAGAGGGGCUGAGGAUAGCUCCCAGGGAGGUGUGAUCGCAACAACAACAGAAGAUAGGGAUUUCCGCUCCUGCUUGGGAAAGUCGAAUCUGCAAAACGUGAUCCUCGAGCAGCUAAAAAGGCAUACUAAGCUCGAAAAGCUGCAAGGGAUGGAAGUGCAUCCUGCGAUGAGGCAGCCGCGAAUGACGGCGAAGUCCCAGGAGGCCGACCAACGUAAGUCGAUAACCUCUUGUUCUCAACUUCGGAGCCGGAUGAUCAAGAAUAGCUUCACUGACUCAUCUCAGUUUGCAGAGAGCUCGAAUGUCAUGGCGAGAAAUCCCCAAGUCUGGCCUGGUAGCCGUCAUUCGCAUUGGAGCGAUCAGUCAAGGAAAUAG